Messenger RNA from Hypomesus transpacificus, 8051 nucleotides. It is a transcript of the gene map3k10, whose product is annotated as mitogen-activated protein kinase kinase kinase 10. The coding region runs from base 2051 to 5437 and encodes 1128 amino acids. Gene Ontology annotation, molecular function: protein binding; ATP binding; JUN kinase kinase kinase activity. The transcript has 11 exons. The record is from RefSeq and is a predicted model, not a curated record. Gene Ontology annotation, biological process: positive regulation of apoptotic process; protein phosphorylation. Lineage: Eukaryota; Metazoa; Chordata; Actinopteri; Osmeriformes; Osmeridae.
CCCUAACCAGCCGGUGUAUUUGGAUACAAAGUCAGCACAGAGACUGACAGCACGGUCUACUGAAUGGCACGUCUUUUGAAGGAAAAAGCUAAUUGAUCGUGAUGGACAAGAAGCCAAACGACCCAUAUGAAUAAGGACCUCAAGAGCUUUAAUUUGUGGAAUUGGGUUACGGACGGUGACGCUGUAUACUCGGAGGCAAUCACACGCCCAUGCGACGCUGUCAGUGGAUGUUGUGAUGUACAGUCGUCAGGAUAUAUCACUGUAAAUACGAAUAUUUCGGUAACGAACAAGGCCUGUGCUUUAUAAAGGCUACACCAAAAGAGGACCGAAGAAACCGUCUGCAGCGGGAUUUUAUUUCAUUAUCUGCGAUACAGUUGAGGAUUUAACUGAGGAUUAUCCAGAAAUUAUAUAAAUAUGAUCAAAAUUGAUAUUUUUUAUUUUUAUUAUUUGUAUUGGUUCUAAGAUAUUGUAUUUGUAUACAAUUGACUGCUCAUUGCCCAAAGUGAACACCUUACAGAAGAGCCUUAUUUUUAUUACUUCAAUUCGAAUCAGAAACACAAAUAUUUGGAAUUACAGCGCAUCCACGGAAACCUUAAACUGAUUUAAUCGCGGUUUCAAUAUUUUCUUUUGAGAACAAGCAGGUGAGGGACCUUUGAUCACCAACAGCCCGUUUUGCGACACCGUAUCCAUAACUACACAUGACAAUCAUUUAUUAAACGACUACAAAUGUAUCGUUUGAUACACUAACGGGCUUUGUCCCACUUAGAACGACGAAGGCGAGUGAAUUAUUAUUCAAACAGACCGCACGGAAGAAAGGUCGCGUCUCUUGGCUACAAGUCUUCUAUUGGGAUCUAGCGCUUUUGGACAUGGUCACAAUGUAUCCGCUUUUAUUGAAGUAGGCUACACGCGCAAGUCCUAGGCCGCGAGAUGUAACAGGAGAGACCACCAAUCUUUCAUCGCCAAAAAUAAUGCUAUUGUAGAUGCAAGGCUUCAGGCACAGAAUAUUUGCGUAUUUGCUCUCUCUGCUGUCAUUGUCUCUUGUUUAAAAUGGACGAACCUUUUACCUUGGUGCUAUUUAAGGAUAUGCUAAACUGGCUUACACGUUCAGCGAUGCAUGGGAUUUAACUUGGACAAGCUUUACCACAGUCUGGGACGACAUUAGUCUAUGUGUCCAUACCGACCAGGAGCAAUAACAUGCUAUCUGAUUCCGAGGGGAAUGCUGUCGUGAUACAGGCGUUCUCGAGUCAAAUAGUACUCCUGCGCGCGGUGUGACUGAUCUUUGCCCCAAAUAGAUACCAGCCAAUAUUUUGUCAGCGUUGUGCAGCUCUCAGUUGCAGUGGGCCUUUUUGUCCACCGUCUGUCCGUCUCAACACAGCCGGGCAGCCAGUGCAACAUUGUUUUCAAUGUAGCGAGGUGAUGUGCAGCCUGGGUCGUGCUUUAUUCAUAAAGCAGAGAACAAAUUCAAGGAAAUAAAAAUUACAGCACACCAUUUUAAACUUAGCUCUUGUGGUCAACAACCGUCCACAGGGAGAAUCAGUAGAUAGGCUAACAGUUAUUCAUUAAAAUAAAUGUUUAUGAGGGUAUUCCUGUCUGAACUGAUCUGGCUGUUCUGAAGCGGAGCCCCACACAGACAGCACUACCUUCCACGAGGACAUCUCCUAACAGGACAAUGGUCUAUCCUGGGAGUUUCGACUGGGAACAGACCUGCUUGUGUUUGUAACACUAACACAUAUUCCCUUUGUCUCAUUGGAGUCUCUCCUGGCAGCUUUUCAGACAGUAACCGAGUAACCAUUGACCUUUCGUCGGGGAUCGCCCCCUCCCAGCUAUGACCCCAGGGUCACCUUUGUGAACUCGACUGUUGGAGCACCUCUAUGGUAAUUGCGCCCUGUCACACAAACAGGGUGACACCAACACUAGUGACUGGACCUGGGAUUGUACCAGCAGGUGAUGGGAGAGCGGAGCUUUGGCCCUCUGGUCCACUGAGCCCCUUCUCCCCUCCUCGGGUUAAAGAGGCCUGGAACUGGACCCAUCUCUGGCCGAUGGGCCCUGCAUGGAUCCUGGCCGUGAGUCGAGCAAGAGCAGGCCCACAGAGCUGCUCAGCCUGAGGACAGCCAUGGAGCCCUACCCCAGGGCCAGCAGCACCACCAACCCCCUCCCCUGCUCCAGCUGUGGGGGCCGCUGUGACACCCCUCCCCCUGGCUUCUACCUCUCCCCCCCCCCCCAACCCCCUCCCUUCUCCCUGUCCAUGGCCCCUCCGCCCCCCAUGUGUGCCGCCCUGGCCGUGGGGGUUGAAAACGGGGCCAGCUGGAACUCCUCCACCCUCUCUUCCUCCGGUUCCCCGGACACACACCCCACCUGCCAGGGAAGCGUCACCAACCCUUACUGGACGGCCGUGUUCGAUUACGAGGCCACGGCGGACGAGGAGCUGACGCUACGCAGGGGAGACCUCCUGGAGGUCCUCUCCAAGGACUCCAAGGUGUCCGGUGACGAGGGCUGGUGGACGGGGAAGAUCCAGGACAAGGUGGGCAUCUUCCCCAGUAACUAUGUGACGCGGAGAGAGGGGGCCAACUACCCCCAGCUGACCCCCGGAGGCCCGGGCGGGAUGGGGGUCGGGGAAUGCCCCCUUGAGAUCGACUUCAUGGAGCUUGUCCUCGAGGAGGUGAUUGGGGCCGGGGGGUUCGGGAAGGUCUACAAGGGGGUGUGGCGCGAGGAGGAAGUGGCGGUGAAGGCCGCCAGGCAGGAUCCUGACGAGGACAUCAGCGCCACAGCAGAGAGCGUGCGUCAGGAGGCCCGGCUCUUCUGGAUGCUCAGACACCCCAACAUCAUCUCCCUGAGGGGGGUGUGUCUCCGGGAGCCCAACCUCUGCCUGGUCAUGGAGUACGCUCGGGGGGGGGCUCUGAACCGCGCCCUGGCUUGGAAGAAGGUGCCCCCCCGCGUGCUGGUCAACUGGGCGGUCCAGAUCGCCACAGGAAUGGACUACCUCCACAACCAGACGUUCGUACCGGUCAUUCACAGAGACCUCAAGUCUAGCAACAUCCUUAUCCUGGAGCCUGUAGAGAUGGAUGACCUGUGGGGGAAGACCCUGAAGAUCACAGACUUCGGGCUGGCUCGGGAGUGGCACCAGACUACCAAGAUGAGCGCGGCUGGAACCUACGCCUGGAUGGCCCCCGAGGUCAUCAAGUUGUCCCUGUUCUCCAAGAGCAGCGACGUCUGGAGUUUUGGGGUGCUCCUGUGGGAGCUGCUGACGGGGGAGGUUCCAUACCGGGAAAUCGACGCGUUGGCCGUGGCGUACGGCGUGGCUAUGAACAAACUGACCCUUCCUGUCCCCUCCACCUGCCCUGAGCCCUUUGCCCUGCUGCUGGCAGAGUGCUGGAGCCCUAACCCCCACAGCCGCCCUUCUUUCGGCAGCAUCCUGACUCGUCUCCUGGCCAUUGAGCAGUCCUCCAUGUUCCAGAUGCCUCUGGAGUCCUUCCACUCCCUGCAGGAGGACUGGAGGCUGGAGAUCCAACAGAUGUUUGAUGAGCUCCGGGCCAAGGAGAAGGAGCUGAGGUCCUGGGAGGAGGCGCUGGCCCGGGCUGCUGAGGAGCAGAAGGAGCAGGAGGAGCAGCUGAAGAGGAGGGAGCAGGAGCUGGCAGAGAGAGAGAUUGACAUUGUGGAGCGGGAGCUCAACAUCAUCAUCCACCAGAUGUACCAGGAGAAGCCCCGGGUCAAGAAGCGCAAGGGACACUUCAAGAAGAGCAGGCUGCUAAAGCUGGGCCGAGACAGCAACUCCAUCAGUCUGCCCUCUGGUUUUGAGCACAAGAUCACUGUGCAGGCGUCGCCCAGUGUGGACAAGAGGAAGCUGCAGGGCAGCGAGAGCACCACCCCUCCCGCCAGCCCCGGGGUCAUCCCCCGCCUCCGCGCCAUACGACUGACGCCCAGUGAUGGCAGUAAGACCUGGGGGCGGAGCUCUGCAUGUAAGAAGGAGGAGCUCACCACCAGUAAGAAGAAGGGGCGGACUUGGGGCCCAAGCUCCACCCACCAGAGAGAGAGGGUCGGAGGGGAGGACAAGUUGAAGUCUCUAGGUGAAGGCUGCAAGGUGUGGUCCUCUAGCGCCCCUAACUUGGGCAAGUCCCCCAAACAUGCCCCCAUGACGGCAGGCUUCUCCAGCCUCAACGAGAUGGAGGAGUGCGGUGAGCUGGAGGAGUCUCCGGGCUCUCUGCCCAACACAGAGUCAAGUAGUAAUGGAGCGGUGGAGGAUGGGGGCUCCUUGUGGAGCAUGGGCGGCCCAGGGACAGGGCCUGGUCCUGGGGCAUGUCUGGGGCCUGGGGGCCUGGGGCCUGGAGGUCUGGGGGCCCAAGUGGGCUCCCAGGACUCCCUGAGGCGCUGUAGCCAGAGGAAGAAGAGUGAUGUGCUGCUGCUGGGCUGUGCCUCUCUGCUGGCCUCUGUAGCUCUGGGACAAGACCUGCUGCAGCUGGGGAGGAUACAGAUGCUCCAGGACGAGCAGGACCAGGAGCAGAGGAAGAAGAAGGAGGGGCUCUUCCAGCGGACGGGACGCUUCCGCCGCAGCACCUCCCCUCCCAGCCGCACGCUGUCCCUCUCCCUCACCCGCCACCAAGACUCCGCCCUGGCCUGCAUGGACCCCUCCCCCUCCGUCACCCUCCUCUCCCUCUCCUCCCUCUCUGACUGCAACUCCACCAAGUCCCUCCUCCCCUCCGACCCCGACGACUACCCCGUCACCCCGGGCGUGGGCCUGGGCCCGCCCUUGGCCCCGCCCGCCCCCGCCCUCAACCCGCUGCUCGACCUGCGGGCGGAGAGCUUCAAGAGGGAGCCCAACCAGUCCCUGACGCCUACGCACGUCUCCGCCACCAUGGCACUGAACCGGGGCCACAGACGCACGCCCUCAGACGGAGCGAUACGCCCGCGGGCACAGACGCUGGGGCACCGGAGGACCCCCUCGGACGGCAGCAUGCCCCUCCCACCCCCGCCGGGCGCGGCAGCCCCCCCCCUCGUCCCUCGCACAGGUCUGAGGGAGACCCAGGACAUCCUUCGUCUCCCGGAUACCUUCGCCGUCUUCCCCCCCGUCCUCCGUCGCAAAGCCCCCCCUCCCCCACUCCCACUACCACUCCCGGUCCCCAUCUCUGACCCCCUCCUCAGCGACCCCCUCUCCACCCCCAGCCCCCUGGAAAGACCCAAAACACUGGAGUUCGCGCCCAGACCCAGACCCACCCCGGUGCGGGUCCGCCCAGACCCGUGGAAGCUAGCCUCCCUGUCCCGGACCCUGAGCUCAUCCCCGGGCAGCAGCUGCGACAGCCCCCUCGGGUCUGGAGACAGCGGGACCGGCGCCACCCGACCCAACCUGAUGGACAUGGACAUGGAGGGCCAGACCAAGGACAGCACCGUGCCGCUGUGUGGACAGCUGCAGCCAGCCACGCUCUGCGGACAGCAGUACUCAUAGCAAGGGCCCCGGGUACGAGCACGCUGCGUACUAGCGCACUGCGAGUACACUGAAGUCAGUUGAGACUACAGACAGUAUUUACUUGACUGUGUGUGUACACAGGACCUGUGUACUUGACUGUGUGCAAGUACACAGGGCUUCAUGUGAAGUGUACUAGCUCCCAGAUAGCAUGCUCAGUUAUGCACUAGUGUGGGACACUACCAAUGCCCACUCCCAAUCCUGAAAAGGUGUAGUGUGCAAGGCCCACUCUGCUGUCCUGGACCCAGAUUCCACCCCUCAAGCACUUAGUGUCCAUCCAUCUAUCCAUCCAUCCAUCUAUCCAUCCAUCCAUCCAUCCAUCCAUCCAUCUAUCCUCCCCCUUCAUCUACUGGUGUGGUAGUCACUCAGCCUAUGUGGCUAGCUUCAUUUUCCCUUCUCUCUCUUUGGUUCUUUCACUGUAUCUGUAUUGUCUCAGCACUGCUCUCUUACAGCCUCUCUCUUCCUCUGUGCUUCUCUCUCUUUCUUACCAAUGGUCUCUCUUUUCACCCUUUCAUCCUCACCAGUCACAACAGCAUCUCUCAGCCCUGUGCCCCCUCCCUGAACUUGUCCUAACACCUGAAGGAGAGCUCUCCAGGAACCCCACCUCUCACCUCAGGGUUGGUCUUCCUCUACACACUAACCACCCUCAGGAAUUGUGGACUGUACCACACUCACACAGCUGGGGGGUCCAUUCAUAUUGAUGUUUUGCACGCUCAUAUAUUUUGUCUCCCCUAGUCCCCCCCUCUUGCAAGUGGAUCAUCUCAUCUCUUUUCCUAGUACAUUUAGUCAGGUACUGUAGGUAGGAUAGCACACACUCUGAUCCAGAGACACAUUUUCCGAAGGUAAUCUCUCUCACCUCCCUCUCCUCUCUAUUGCGCUUUCUUCAGCCCCUCCUCCUCCUUCCCCGGCCACAACGAGACUUCCUGUCUGUGAAGGUGGACUUCCUGUCAGGGGGUUGGUCUAUCCUUAAGUAGCAGUGUAGCCCUGCCUGUCACUUAGAAAGAGAAAAUAAAUGGCCGCUGGACCUCUGAGAACUCGUUAGCCUGGUGGUGGAUGUUUGGCCAACAAUGGUGGUUCAAAUCCCACCUGUUACACCGACACCCCCUGACCUAACCCUUACACCCUCAUCCACUCGGGAAACAGGAUAUUGAACAAGGAGCCAUUUCAACUCUAAAGCACAACUGACUGGAGGACAGGAAGAAGGCUCUUCCCUGGAAGACUGGACGACAGGAAGUUGAUUAAUUUCCUCAAAGCUUGCACCAUUCCUGCCACAACAACCAGUUAGAGACAAUUUGCUCUUAUUGGUUUGGCAAUGUGUGUGUUGGUGAAUGUGUGUAUGUGCGUGUGUGUAUUAGAGACUGUAUCACAGGAGAAGAGAACGAUGCGUCUCUCUCUCUGGAACCAUUCAAACGUCCAUUUUCUGACUGUUGCUUCGACUCUGUUAGGAAAUAUUUAGAAGUUCUCCAGAUGUUACCCAGACGUUCCACACAUGUUCCUCACACGUUCCUCAGUCCUGGACAUUCCGCCCGACAACCAGCCUAGUGGAAGAAGGACCAUGACGGGAAUCAAGACUCAUGUAUCCUCUCGCAAUAAACAGUGAAUCAACACUACCUGCUUUUACAUAAGGAAAUCCCAUAUUUAUCAAUUGUGACUGUAUGUCCUUCCUGUCUCGGUUUUCAGCAUUAUGCAUUACUGGGAUGAAACAAACUGAGUCUUUGGUUGAAUUAGCCAUAUUGUUAUCAGUGUGUCUUUGUCAUAGGAGAACGAACUGGCCGGCGCCAAGCUAUGGUCGACCAAUUAUGAGACUCCUGUUUCCAAAUAAGAUACCACUUAAAGUGCAGUUAGUCAAGGCUACAGACAGUAUUUACUUGACUGCACAGGUGUAUGAGUGUGUGUCUGUUGUGUGCGUGCAUGUGUGUACGUGUGAGUGUGUUUGUUUAUUGUAGUUGUGCAUUAUGGGAUGUUGACAAUCCCAUUGAUCCUGAGGGGGAGUCAGAAUACCCCCUGCUUCCCCUCGAGUGGUCAAGGACACUCAGAUUAUUUAUUAUUGAAAAUAUUGUUACUAUUGAAAAAAUAUGAUUCAUUAUUGUUAUUACAAUUAUCUCAAUGGAAUAUUUGUAUAUAUUUGUUAUCAUAACAGCAGACCAAACAAGAAAAACCAAGCAAACUACUGAUGUGUACAGUUACUACAACUGUCUCCAAUCCCAACCUGUGUCGUUUUUGGAUAGAAAAGAAGAGAAAAGUGUGAUGUGUGAUGAAUGAAACAAUGACUGAAUUAAAGAGAGGAAAUGAGAUGCUUCCUACCGUGGUUUGGAGUCAGUCUCUCGGAACAUGCUCUGCAGUACCAUCCAACUUCCUUCAAGUGUCGCCAAAGCUCCUUAUAAUGUUACAUGAUUUUGAUAGAUACAAUCAAGCACUAUGACGUAAUGUUGUUUUACGAUGGCAGAUUAUGAGAUUGCGGUGUGCUUAAUGUCAACAAUAAAGCAACAGGAAGUAGCAGCCGAUGGCCAACAUAAAACACAUGAUCAACAGAGGAGGACAGAGAAAACUCUGGUGCUCAUUCCAAGGUACAUAACCUGAGGCAGUCUGGCUCACA